CGUCGAGGUAGACUUCGGGCCCACCCUCCCUCAGCAGACGACAUAGCAUCUUCAUGCAAUUCUAUAUACACUACUAAAUCCCUUUGUCAAAUUCAUUGUGUGUUUGAAUUGCUGGACUUAAUCCAAUUACCAACCUUUCGACUUAUUAAUGCAUAUACGAAUUUAACGAAUCACGAACACGACCGAAAAAUCUACGCUCUCCGGACGUCAUGGCUUCGUCGACGCCAACUUCUCCCGCCGCGUCCAGGGAAGGCUCACCCGCGCCAUUGCUCAGCCCAAGAUCGAAGAUCAAAGCUCUCCUUGCCACAGUAGAUAGCAGUGAUGAUGAACAUACGACUGCAGCUAAACCAAGAAAGGCUUCUGCUACAGUAGCGGAUGACAGCGACUCCGACGUUCCAGUACGCCCACGAGGAAAGCUAGCUUCAAAAAUGCAGGCUGCGUCAACGACAUCACCAUCGAGAAUCAACGCAGCUAGUGAGACACCAACAGAUGCUCGUGAGCGUGUUAGACGUAUGCUACAAACCGAGGAAGCCAGCAAAACGCCCGCAGAAGAAGUAGCAGACGGGGGAGACGACGAGGAAUUACCAGUUGGUCCCCGCCGCCUGCAAAGACGCUCGGAAGCCGCUUCUACGCAAGAAAACGGCGGUAAUUCUUCAAAACCAGCCAGUCCUGGGUUAUUUCUAUCUUCGCCCGCCCGCCAGUCCCCAGAAAAGAGUAUGGAAGCUCACGACAGCUCAGGCUCAGAGGUCGACCUUCCUUCACAUAAAUCAGAUCGAUUCAAGGCUCUUGUUGAACGAAAGCGCAAAGAGCGGUUGGCUCGCGAAGCAGAGGAGGAAAGAAUCCGUACUGAACGACAAGAGAAGCUACUAUCGGAGACGACACAACUCCAGUCUGAAGACGACAGAAUGGACGGCAUCUCUGAUGAUGAAGGAGGCCACAGAAUGUCACUCUCAGCUGCACCGCAGCGCAAGGCUAGUAAACAAGCCAUGGAAGAGAUUGAACGUGAAACACAACGCAUACAAAGAAAUAUGCAAUUAAAGCAUGCAGCUCUUACUCGAAAGAAAGUCACGAAAUCAAGCCUUUUCGACAGGUUCAACUAUCGACCAGUCGGCGAACCCGAACCUGCGCCAGAAAAGCCAGCCCCUCCGCUGCAGCAGUUGCCUAGUUCCAGUAGACCGACAACCCCUCCUUCUGAGCACGAGAUGAAAGAUGCCGAAACGCCGCCGAGCUCACCACCUACAUCCGCGAAACGUGCUGCUGCUGUUGCUGCAGCUGAAGCCGCCGCAGCCGCUCAGUCAUCGAAUGCUAUUCAAGCAGCCAGCAAGGAAAUUGAAGGUCAGACAAAGGAUGCUGUAGAUGACAAGACACCAAAACCACACCGGAGGGUUCAGGUACGAAUGCCUAUUAAAAACAUUGGUAAGAUCUCAAUGGGCUCUGAUGAUGAGCUUGAAGUCAUGGUCAAUGAAAAGGACAAAAUAAAGGCUAUUUUCGAUAACGUGCCCAAGAAAAAGGCGGAAGACGCUUCGUCUCUGCAAGUUUUCCGCGCAUUUGCCAUGGCAAACUCUCCUGAGCGUGUCGACCGUCGCAAGAGAGGGCCGAGUGGUACAAUGACCUCGACUGAACUACAGGCCUCUCUACAACAGCGUGCGCGUGCUCAAGCCAAAAUUGAACGAGACCGUCGCAUGGCAACUCUCAAAGCUCAAGGUAUAUCUAUUCAAACUGCUGAAGAACGUGAACGCCAAGAAGCGGAGGUUGAGGAUCUGGUUGCGAAGGCUAGAGAAGAGGCUCAGCGGUUAAUGAAACAGGAACGUGAGGAGGAUAAGAAAGCAAGGGCAGAGAAUGGAGAACAUGACCCCCUUGCUUGGGACGACAGUGAUGAGGAAUACCAAGACUCCGCAAAUGAGGCGGAUGUUGAAGGAUCUGAGCUUGAGCUUUCUGGUUCGGAAGAUGAGGAGGCCAGUGAUGGAGACAACGAGAGUGGUGAGGAGGAUGACGGUGUUUCAAAGCCCAUCUUUGAUGACGAUGCUGCUGAAGCGGAAGCACCCGAAGAAGCGGUGGAGGAGGUACAGAAAGAGAUUGACGCAGAUGAGGGCAUUCCGUCGCAACCAAUGGGCAAGCGACGCCGUGCGCGCAAUGUUACUGCGAUCUUGUCGGACGAUGACGUUGACAUGGAGGUCGAGGCAACCCCUAGACCUCCAAAGUUCGGUGCGACGCAGGCGUCACCAAAGCCUGGUACGAACGACUCUCCUCUUGCCCCUGGUUCAGUUCUUCGAUCUGCAAAGAAGACCUUCAUCCCCGGACUACCAGUCCAAGGCCCUGCAGGGAUGGGGCUCACUCAAAUUUUUGCUGGCACCAUGGAUAGCCAGAUGAGCCCUUCGGGUCCUACACAGAGCAUGAUGCCUGACUUUGAUCAAUUUCCGGAUUCCAACUUCUCAGCUACGGCACAGGACGAUGUAAUGGAGGAUGUGAUUAAGUCGUCACAGCCUCAGGAGGAAGAGGAAACCCACGAGCCUGAAAACGUGCGACUCAAUCUAUCGCAGUCUCAGAUGCAUGGAUUGGACAGCAUUAUUCGGAACGACUUAUUUACCCAAGCCACGCAAGAUAUUGAACCAUCUCAGGAUGUGGGCUUACAGACGUAUACUCCCCUCCGAGAGCGUUUUAUUGAUGUGCCACAUGCCACAAUGGAUACGGUUAUACAAUCUGGUCAACUAGACCAACAAGAAAGCAAAGUUCAAGAUUCACCUCUUGUCCGUCGAGGUCGACUUCGCCGUAAGAUUGAACCAGAGCCUGCUACAAGUGAUGAAGUGCGCGUCACGCAAGACAUCAAUGUUGAUGCCUUUGCUGCGAUGAAAGAAAAGGCUGCAAAGGAGGAAAAACGCCGUCUUGCUGAUGAAUUCAAUCGCAAGAAGAGCAAGGCUAAGGAAAUGGUUGAAGAGCAGGCUGAAGAGUCGGAAGAUGAGUACGCAGGUGUUGGUGGUGCGGAUGGAGAAGACAGCGACAACGAAUCCAAUGCCUCGGUACAGGAGAUGAUUGAUGACGAUGCCAGCAACAACGUUGACGAAGGCAAGCUCGCUGCGUUUUAUGCUGAUCGUGAACGAGCAGAUGACGAAAAGGCGGUUGAAAAGCUGUUCAAAGAUAUCACAACUGGCAUGCUCCGGCGCAAACGAGGCGCCGAUUAUGAUCUCUCGGAUUCUGAUGACGGCGGUGAGGCCCGUCGGCGCAUGAAGCGCAGACAAUUUGCAAAGAUGCAAAAGGCUCUCUUUGCGGAUGAACGCGUCAAGAAGAUUGCUUCGGAUCCGGGCAACCAAGCGUUCCUCCGUACCAUUGAGGAUCAAGGCAGCGACGAUGAGAUUGACCUCCUUGGCGCCAUGGAUACGGAUAAUGCCAAUCAGGAUGACUCUGACUCGCCUGCCCCCUCACAAGACGUAAACAAGCAGCAAGUAAUUCCCGACAGCCAACCUCGCAAAGCCCUCGCAUCCUCGGCUGAUAACCGCGCCCCGGCGCAUAUGCGCCGUACAAAGGACGGCAAGAAACCAUCCAAUAUUGGCGAAGUUCGGGAAACUCUUUCAGAUCUUCUUGAAGACCCCGAGGGUUCGCUCAUUCCUGCUACUGAAGCUGGGUCGGACUCGGAAGAUGACGCUCCAUCAAGCAACAAAGAAAACGCCUCGCCAAACAGGCGCCGUUCCCGCGCAGUUGUUGAUCGAAUCUCUCUCAAGCGUACAAACUCGAAUGCUUCCACUGGUAGCAACUCUCGUCUUGCAUUCUCUGCAACAUCAUCUUCUUCUGGCUUCAAGGUCCCGAUGCUUCUACGCCGCGCUACUACCAACUCAUCCUUCAUCUCCACUAGCACCAGCUCUUCAUCUGCCGGCAAGGAUGUCGGAAUGGGCGGUUUUGGAGACGAGGGCAAGAUCAAGAAGGCUGCCAGCAAGAAAAGCGGCGUUGUCAGAGGCGUCGAAAGAGUCAAUGGGGGUAGAGCCAAGAUGGAAGAGAACGAGAGGCGACGAGAAGAGCGCAAGGUCCGUGGUGCCAAGGAGAGAGUUGGCAUCGUUAGUGGUUUACUUGGUAAAGGAUCAUUUGCUUGAAUUCAGCGAGGUUCAUUAUGGAUAUUGGAGUUAUAGGUAUUCCUUUGCAUGUACGGAGUUUUUCUUUUAGGGUUUAGCUUAUUUUAAUUCAUGCAAGAUGUCAGACAUAGCUGUACUACCA
Messenger RNA from [Torrubiella] hemipterigena, 4203 nucleotides. The record is from the annotation of a GenBank genome assembly. NCBI's taxonomy places the organism in Eukaryota, Fungi, Ascomycota, Sordariomycetes, Hypocreales, Clavicipitaceae.